Molecule: messenger RNA, 5391 nt
Organism: Argiope bruennichi
Lineage: Eukaryota; Metazoa; Arthropoda; Arachnida; Araneae; Araneidae
Exons: 18
Coding region: 668-5071 (1467 amino acids)
Biological process (GO): signal transduction
Cellular component (GO): cytoskeleton
Molecular function (GO): protein binding
Source: RefSeq, a predicted model, not a curated record
GCCAUAGCAGUGUAAGAGCGGAUGCACGGCGUCGCUGGGUGGAGAUGAUGAUCAUGUUGUCCUAGGAUCUUUAACAAUGGACGGGGACCCGCAAUUUCCCGAUGUUGUGUGCAGGUUCCGAUCUGUAUUCUGGAAAGAAAGCCUCGUCGUGGAGUGGAAGUUAUUUUCUUCAGCCAUCGAUUCAAAAAUCGGUCUGUGAUUUGUGAUUCAACCAUCUCACUCUUUAAGUUCUUUCCCCUUUUGCGUCAGAUAGGCAUCCACGGUGCGUGACCGUGGCUUUUUCUCACCGUCUUUCGCCUUCUUUCAGUGUUUGUUGUUUUCGAAUGCAAUAAUAAGAUAUAUCGUUUCGCCUCAAGCAAGUGUGGAUACUACUGUGCAAACCAUACCUGACCACUGGAUAUUACUUUGCUUUUAUUUAUAGAAAGCGAGUGAAUAAAUAAAAUAAUCAGUCUCAGUGCAAAAUAUUUAUCCGAUUUCUUUUUAAUGAUAAGUGGUGGUGAUGAUAUAUUGUCAAGGAGGUGGUUUCAAGUUUCCGUAUGCUGUCGCUAUAUUUCUAUCGGAAAAAGGCUAAUAUUAUUUUGUUAAAUAACGCUCUUCCUGUUCAGGAUACGCGCAUACUUCCCGCCAAUUUGAAUUCUACAAGGAUUACGAAAUUCUUAGGAAUCUGAUGGAUGCCGAAGUCGCCAAAUACCUUUCCGAACUUAACCAGAAAAUAAGAAAAGGAUGCACUGCCCAUAUAACCAGAACGGGGCGGAUCUAUUAUAUGAACCAUGAAACGAAGACCUCUUCAUGGUUACCCCCCGUGGAUUCCUGGGACUCUGGAGGAAUAGGGCUUCCCUAUGGCUGGGAGGCCGCCUUUGACAGGGAAGGAAAAACUUAUUUCAUCAACCAUGUGAACAAAACUACUACCACCGAAGAUCCGAGAAAGGAUUCUGAUGAGGAACCUCCCCAACCUCGUGACGUGGAACUGGUGCGAGAUCCUCAGAAAGGUUUUGGGUUCGUUGCCGGAAGCGAGAAGCCUGUAAUCGUCAGAUUUGUCACAGAAGGUGGUCCGAGCGAAGGCAAGCUCCUCCCCGGCGACCAAAUCCUGGAAAUAAACGGCGAAGAUGUUCUCAAAUCCCCCCGGGAAAGAGUCAUCGAAUUAGUGAGGUCUUGUAAGCAUUCUGUGAAACUCAAGGUGUGCCAACCAAUUACUAAUAAUACCACAAGAAAAUCGGCCCUUCUUACCGCAGCCAAAAAAGCCAAGCUAAAAUCCAAUCCUUCCAGGGUACGUUUCGCAGAAGGAGUCGUCAUCAAUGGAUCCCCUCUCUAUUGUCCGUCCCCCUAUGACUCACACGUACCUUUUAUGCCCAAUGUUCUAAAAGUUUUUCUAGAAAAUGGUCAAACAAAGUCUUUCAAAUAUGACAGCACGACUACAGUUCAGGAUGUACUGAAUGUUCUCCAAGAAAAGCUGUCUAUCAAUUGUCUAGAACAUUUCUCGCUGGUCGUAGAACACAUCAAAUCUGUCCGAAGAAAUAAGCUUUCUAUACUAAGCCCCAAAGAUACUCUCGCAAAGAUUGCAGCGAGGCCUGGUGCCCACCAUUUGCGAUGUCUCUUUCGUCUCACCUUCGUCCCCAAAGAUAUCUACGACCUCAUGCAGAGGGAUCCGGUUGCUUUCGACUACCUUUUCCUGCAGAGUUGCAACGAUGUAGUGAAGGAAAGGUUUGCCCCAGAGCUAAAGUACGACGUAGCCCUGAGGCUAGCCGCUUUGCACCUUCAGCAGCACGCCGUCUCCAGCGGCAUGCAGGGAAAGAUGGUCGUCAAGGCGAUAGAGCGCGAGUACGGCCUAGAGAAGUUCGUCCCCAUGUCUCUUCUGGAAACGAUGAAGCGCAAGGAGCUCCUCAAGUUACUCAACCAACUGAUGAAGCAAAAUCAGGCCCUGAGUGGGCCCGGCCAAAAACAGCUGACGGCGACGCAAGCGAAAUUCCAUUACUUGAAAAUUGUCAGCGAAUUGCCCACUUAUGGAGCCAAGUCCUUCGCCACCUGCACCAAAAAUUCCGCUAUGGAAAUCGCUAUUUUGGUUGGCCCGAGGAUUGGAAUCAGUCAAAUCAGUACUAUUCGGAAUAUAGCUCCAAUCAACCUUGCUCAAUUCGGAGAACUGGAUGGCAUAGAAGUCUCUAGAGAAGAUGAUUUCUCUUACAGAAUCAAAAUUAAGCUGCGUCAUCCAGAAAAGGAGUGCCUGAACAUUCAAAUGGAGGACAGAGAAGCAGAAGAAUUCGUGUUGGUGUUGGAACGAUACUACAGUCAGUUGGUGGGAAUGGAAUUACCUGUUGAUUGGAAGGAUCGGGAUCCAGAGCCGGUCGAAAGAGUUCCAAGUUACCAUAGUCGCCAUAUCGUGCAAGGUUCGCCAUGGAGCUACUGUCCAAAUACAUCGCCACAAAAGCAACUUCCUCCGGCGGACAGUGUCAAUCCCACGCUUAGAGCAGUCGACUUAUCCAUACCUCCACCGCCAUAUAUCCUUUGUGAGGAACGACGUCUUUCCAGAAGCAAUUCAAGGGAUCAGUUCAGUAUCGCCACUAGUCCGAGCUCAGUUGACCACAACAUGAAUGAAAUGCAAGACUUGGUUACAUCCAUCCCCUUGUGCCUCACCAACUCUCCAAAGAAGGAGAACAGCAGUUCAGCCAAAGAUAAAGACACUGAUCCGGAGGAUGGCACCAAAGACGUCAGCUCGAUUGCGGACAUUGCCUUCACCUCUGGAUCGUGUGAGGCCGAGGAGGGCCCCCCUUGCAAACCCAAAGGGGGCCGGGUCUACAGCGCCCCCGAAGAUAUCGACCUGCAUAGCGUCAUGUCCAUGGAGCUGCUGGAGGAGGAGAACGAGUUGGAUGAAAACAGCGAUGAAAGUAUGACGCAACGCAUUGAGAUCAAGAGCCACGAAAUCAUGAGCAGGGUCACGGAAAUGAACAAGAUUGUAAGCGAUGCGCAGCUGUAUUUGCAGAACAGCUGCGAAUCCCAGCCGCGCAAAACAGGUGACCUCGGACUCAAGUCUAAUGAUUCGCUGCUGUUUAUUCCGCGUCACGGCACGCCGGAGGAAUAUAACAACCUGCUGACACCUCGCAGCGAUCUCAUGCCCUCGGAGAGUGAAACCGAAAGCACUCCGACCAACAGUCCGACACACGUAGCCAUGCUGGCCACUGAAGAUCCUGAGGCUAAUAUGAAGAUGUGCUCGAGUUUCGGCCUGCACAGUCCGCAUCUCGUCAUGGCCUCCUUGCAGCAGGAAUCGGAGGACAUAGAGGAACUCCUGAGGCAGCUGCAAAACUCCACUAAUCUACCAUUCGAAGAGAAUGCCCUGUGUCUGGAUCCGGACAUCAUAGAUCUGACAAUCAUACCCCCGCCUUCGGACGAUGUGGAUUUCUGCUGUGUCACCCCCGAUGCCGUGGAUGAUAAGAAGUGCUUCCUGGACCAAGAAACGGGACAGCGAAGAGACUCUUACUCCACUGACACGGAUUUAUCUGAUAAUUUUCAAGGAGACAUCGAAGAUGGCAUUGUUUUCACGGCUGAGCCAGAAGCUCCGGCUGAAGCGGACGCCAGCAACAGCGAAAACAUCGCCACCAGCGAGGACGAUCUCUCUGCCUACAUAAUCCCACCCCCUCCCCCUAGUUCAACGCGGGUAGUGGAGGAGCAGAACCGAGUCCUGGCCAGGUUUCGUCAAGCCGCGGAAGAAAUCCGUCGCAUGAUGGCCCACGGCAACGAAAGCCUCUCCGGAUCCAAGUACUCGGACAGCAUGAAUUCUGUCAGCAAGUUCUGCACCAUCCCGCGAAGGCACGAAGAAUCCCACAGACCCACCUUGUCUUCCCUCGCCUCCCUCGUGACCCCUGUGAGGGAGACCCACGGUGGCAAGUUUGACACUGCCGCCACAUCACCAGCAUCGGAAGGUGCCGCUCAGAAUGAUGACCAUUCAACUAAUAAAGACUGCCCUGUGAAUGGAUCCGGAGUCGAUUCUGAAACAGGCGUCAGCUGGAGACCUCAGCCACCGCCUCGAGUAAAAAGAAACUCCUUGAUAUCGUCAGAUAUCCAUACUGGGCUUCACAAUCAUGCAGGAGGGAAUGCUAGGAGGAACUCUGUUGCGGUUUCCAGCGAGCAUUCCUCAUCCGUCUCUGUGCUUGGAAUCAAAGAGCAGACUAGUCAGAAUGACUCUUCUGACAGCGGUCCUCAAGAUCGUCGGAACUCUCACGAAGUGUCUGGUGGCUAUCAGACGUCUCAUGUCAACGGUUACCAGAAUGGCCACCAGUCGUCACACCAAGCGUAUCUGUACAACGGAUAUUCUGAAGAAAAUGAACCCAAUGGCCAUGACGGCGAGUUCUAUGUGAAUGGUGAAUACAGUGGCUACGACUCGAGCGAGUUCCAGCCUGGUGCAACUGAAUGUGAUGCUUGUGUCGGUGGCAAGAAUGGACUUGUUAACGGUUGCGUCUGCAAGAAACUGAACCGUUUCUUGAGCUAUCACCAGUCUUUACCCAGGAAAGCUAUUAAUACUAAACUACAGCCAGUUAAUGGCGGACCUCUGGAGAAUGGUUUCGACCCUCUCAAUGGUAAAGUAUCUUUCCAUUCUGCUCAACAGGAGAUCGCCGACAUGAUUGAGAAUCUGGACUUGGCUUGCAAAGCCCGCCUUCAGGAAUGUUCUGAAUGUCUGCCCAAGGCUCAGCCUGGCAACUCCAAGCUUGCCAAAGUUCGAGACACUCUUAUUUAUGAAUCCAGACAGUUUGUGACUGCUUCGAAACUCUUCGUGAAGAGCAUCACGGAAUCUUCUGACAAAAUGGAAGAACAUCUAACAACGUGUAUAGCUCUUCUAGACCGUAUUUUCGCAGUUAGUGAACUGGUCGUCAUGGAGAUGACGCUACCUUCUCAAAUUAACAGUUUAGUAGAAAAACUUAAAGAAAUGGCUGUUGCAUAUUCUAGAACUGUUCAAGCUGCCCAUUCCGCGGCGUCUGGUGAAAUACCGAACUCGAAUAUAGCAGGCCUUAUGCACCAGGCAACAUCUCUGGCAACUUCAUUGACAGUACUGAUGAGAACACUGCGGACAUUUAAUGGUCCUUGAGAUUUUAUUAGCAUCUAAGUCAUUCAUGAGUUCUUUUUACGCAUUUUUAUUUGCUAUCUCUUCUGUUUAUGCCGUGUUAUAUUUUCAGCAGAAAUCUCACAUACAUUCCUUUCUGCGAAUGAAGGCAUUCGAUUGAACAGAUAACAGCCGUGUAUUAAAAUGAGCUGUUUCCAUUUUCGUAUCUGCUUUCUUUUCAUCAUAGCUAGUUCUCAGGGUCGUAUCUCCCUUUAAAGAAUUAUGAAAAUAUCUAGAUGUUCAUUUUCAUAUGGAAUCUUUCUAACAAUUUUGAAUUGUUAGCAAAAAAUAAAAUGAAUAAAUAA